Molecule: messenger RNA, 1807 nt
Organism: Bombyx mandarina (wild silkworm)
Lineage: Eukaryota; Metazoa; Arthropoda; Insecta; Lepidoptera; Bombycidae
Biological process (GO): signal transduction
Molecular function (GO): GTPase activator activity
Source: RefSeq, a predicted model, not a curated record
AUGCUAUGCUAUGAAUGCUUCACAACAGAGUACCCGACCGGUGAUCCUCCCAUGCCGUCAGAACGUUUAGGUACAGUUCGGUGGAGAUUUAACUUCCCUAUUAAGUUUGUCGGUGUUGAUAUGAAUGAUGCCCUAAAACUAUUGCGGGUAACAGUGUGCGGUCACAGUACUGUUGCUGAAGUUGUAUGCGAGCCAUUGCAAGAUGCGGGAACGGUGGUGGCUGGCAUUCCCACUGGACCUUUAUCAGUACCGCUUGCAGUUCCUCUCGGAGGACCUCUACCUCUUCCCGAGACGACACCCCCUUCAGCACCUCCAGCCGCUUUGCUAUUCCUUGGUGGCUCCAAAGCACCCGUGGAUCCAAGAGCUUCUGCUACGGUGCUCGAAGGUGAAGUUUUGGUAGCGGAAUAUCAGCCCCCACAAUGGGACGGUCGAGACCUUGAAGUUUUUUUGGCAUGGGAGAAAAUAUACGCUUCAUCGUUAUUCUCAGCAAUAGAACUUUACGGAAAACCACUCCUCCGGGCCGCAGUGAUUUCAAGAGAAGAGUACCAUAUACUCUUCUAUUAUUUAGAAGCAGUUUCCGAAGCUAGUGACGCUCUCGCUGAACGAAUGCGAAAAUAUAUCGAUUCUGGUCUAAUAACGUCCGAAGCAACAACAGGCAAUAAUGAACCUGUAACAACUUCAAAAAAUACUGUCGUCGAAGAAGAAGAACCCCAGAGCCUUCUUACUGAAUUAAUGCAUGAAGGAGUAAUUUCCCAACAUGAUAUUGACGCUUCGUCUAUUAUAACCGGCUCUGAGGUAAAUGAGAAUGCAGAAAAUCGUAAGUCAGAUGAUUUGUCAAGUUUGUCGUCGAUCAGUACAAGUAUACGAAAAAUUAUAGUUGAUAUACCAUUGGAUUGCAACGAGUCUCUCAAUGAUGCUUCCAUUGUAGAGAGUAAUGAUAACGUUACUACAGUAACCAUAAGAAAUAGCGGUCAAUGUUGCAUUGACCACAGGAUAUCGGCUGACGUUACGGACAAUGUAUGGGCUAAUGUCAAAUGGAAUUUUCUCAAUCCACAUGAUUUUGGCUAUGAUCCCGUUCCAAGCGUCAAAAGAAGCCGGUCUGAUUCUGCUAUAACUCCAGUCACACAGCGAAAGAAUGAAGACUUGUAUGAAAGACUACAAGACGCCGAUGGAGAGUCUUGCGGGAGCAUUACUCCCUAUGAAUCAAUAGAAGAUCUAUAUGAAUGCAUAAAGAAUGGACAGUAUUCAAGCUCUGCCGUAGAAGAAUCUCCAUCUACAGAAAAUCAAUCUGAGCCACAGUAUCCAGACUAUUACGAAAAGACUAGUGUGAAUCGCCAGAGCUCAGCCAGUAGUGAAAAGAGUGGAUCGUCGUCUGCGUUUCAAUUUUCAAAGUGUGGAUCGAGUGAAUCCACGGACGUGUUUAUAUCAUGCGAGUCAACUAGCGGUAUAAGUUCAUUUCUCUCGAAGGCUAUACCGCAAUCACUGAAGCGUCGAGACUUACCGCCUCCUCCUGCUGAAGGUAACGCUAGUGAAAGUGCCAUCCUGAUGAAGCAACUUUUUAUGGGUGAAUUAAUGGAUGUUUACGGAGAAUAUUUGUCCGCAUACCCCUAUGCUCGUGCUCUGCUCCGUCGGAAAGCGCGUCGAGAUGAACAUUUUGCUGCGCUCGCGGAUAUUCGACGAGGGGCCGCUAAAUACACGAUCGCUGACUACCUCGAAUUACCGGUGAGUAUUCAUAGCUUUUCAUAAUUCAUUAGUCGACGGCCGAACUACACAGCGCCUUUGAACCGUGCCAUUGUCAUGUCAACGC